AUGGGUACCUUCAGGCGAUCGAAGAUGAUGCUCUUUUUGUCGAACGUCGGCAUUGUACUGGGCGUUGUAGUCUUCAUGGCCGGGUACUUCAGUCCUCCUCCAAGGCUGCCAUUUGAUAACGGCGUUGAGCAGGUUGGGUUGGAAGGAGCUGAAGAGGAGGAACGUUAUCCUCAGCCAUCUGCGCCCUUCGACAAAGUCGUCUUCAUGGUUAUAGAUGCGCUGCGCAGUGACUUUGUCUAUGGAGAAGACUCGGGCUUCAGCUUUACACAAAGUCUCAUAAAAUCCGGGUCUGCCAUCCCGUUCACUGCUCUCGCAGCCCCGCCAACCCUAACUCUGUCCCGUAUCAAAGCCAUGACUCAGGGUAGCGGGCAGUCCUUCCUCGACGCAUGGCUCAAUGUCAUGCACUCCGCCGAUGCCAGGCGACUCGUGGGAGAGGAUACAUGGUUGUCUCGCUUCAAGGCGGAACGUGCACCGGAAAAGAAGAUGGUCUACUAUGGCAUCGACAUGUGGUGUAUGCUAUACCCGGAGAUAUGGGACCGCUACGAGACCGUCGACUCCUUCUACUUACCGAACUUCAGCGAGGUUGAUAGCAACGUUACGAGGGGAUUGACAUCCGAGCUCGACAAGGAUGACUGGAAGGGGCUGGUGUUGCAUUACCUCGGUCUCGAUAAUGCAGCUCACUUUGGUGGCGCUGGAAGCUCGAUCGUGAGAGCAAAGGAAGUCGAAAUGGACGAUGUGGUCCGCCAGAUAUAUACGGCAUUGGAGGAACAGUCCAUCCACGCCAACACUUUAUUUGUCCUAGCCGGCGAUCAUGGGAUGACGGACAACGGCAACCACGGGGGUGAUACACCCGCCGAGAUUGCCUCUGCGCUGCUCUUCAUGUCGCCGAAGUUUAGAUCACUCAGAAACACGUUCACGAGCCCUCAGCCGCGCAAUCCGGAGUAUACGUUCUAUUCUGUGGUUGACCAAGUCGACAUUGUCCCCACGCUGGGAACACUGCUGGGGUUCUCAAUUCCUGCGGGAAGUGUGGGUGUUGUUAUCAAACAGUUGCUUGCAAUUUUCCCGGAUUUCAGUCAGCAGAUGCGCGUCCUCAUGCGCAAUGCCCGGCAGAUUGUCACCCUUCUGCGCUUGAAACAUGGCUUGGAGGGACCGAUACAUCUAGAUUCGUGUGAUAGUACCUGCCAUUGUGGCUCGGAUAAAGCUCGUCGCGUUCUGUGCCUAUGGGAAAGGUUCAAUUCCAUAGAAUCUGUGACAGCGCGGAGUGAGGACGCCGAUACGCACAAUGAUGCCCGGUUGCUGCAGGAGGUACGUCGACUUAGCCUUGGGCGGGACAAGUGA
Molecule: messenger RNA, 1338 nt
Organism: Aspergillus terreus NIH2624
Lineage: Eukaryota; Fungi; Ascomycota; Eurotiomycetes; Eurotiales; Aspergillaceae
Product: GPI ethanolamine phosphate transferase 2
Exons: 5
Coding region: 1-1338 (445 amino acids)
Biological process (GO): GPI anchor biosynthetic process
Cellular component (GO): endoplasmic reticulum membrane
Source: RefSeq, a predicted model, not a curated record